AUGAAACUUAUCACAGCUAUCCCAGCCUUUCUGCUCGCGGCCCUGACCCCAUCCGUAGCUGGGCAGGAUCUUCUAGGAUUUGUUGGUAUAACUGACAGCAAUGGUGCAACAAUAUCAUGGCCGGCUUCCAGCACCUGCUUUGAUUAUCCUGGAGGUCGCCUCAUCCAUCAGUGUUCUCCCACUGGCCAACACGCCCCCAACCCCAAUCCGUUGUACUUUCUUCUCGACUGCGAGCUGCGGCGGCGAUCAAAUCACCUUGAACACGGGCCCCCAUACUUUCACGCGGCGGUUGGUAGUAGGGAGCUGGAGCUGUGA
Molecule: messenger RNA, 315 nt
Organism: Aspergillus calidoustus
Lineage: Eukaryota; Fungi; Ascomycota; Eurotiomycetes; Eurotiales; Aspergillaceae
Source: the annotation of a GenBank genome assembly